CAUUCGAUUUCUUAUACUAAUUUUGAAUAUUUUUUACGGAAAAAUAAAAUAUCAUUAUUUGUAUUUGUGCUAAUUGAGUUUGCUACUGGGUAAACUUUAUUUCCAUGCAGACAAUUACGAGCGGCAGUAGUGUGAUACUUUCAAACACAUUAAUCUACACAGAAAUAACUGUAAAUGUGGAGAGGGUGGUAGCGUAGGAAGUAUCACGCACUUCGUGUCCUAUCGUCCUACGAGCUUUUACGAUUUUUUUCUCUCUGUUUUCACGUAAAUACUCUGGUCUAUAUAAAACGUCAUUACUAACAGGCUUACAGCCAAAUGUUUUCGUACGAAAUGCCAGUACACUUUUGUGCGGUGGAUGAAAAGUUAUAAUCACGGCGUAACAACAAAUAAUGUAGACGUAAAACGAAAUUAAGUCUAACUACAUACAUACAUAUGUAUAUAUGAACGUAAAAAAGAGUUGUCACGCGAAUACACACACUCAUAGAAAUGCAAAAUUAUUAGAAACCUAUUUUACAAAUCGCACCAAACUGCCGGAAAUCAAUGUGAAAAAAUCGAAAUGUUAAGAAAUAUCACUAAAAUGCAGGAUACAUGCAGAUACUACUUAUGUUAUCAGUGAAUUCGUGGAUUUCGUACAAGAUAUGGGUUGACUUACAUAUACUAAUAAUAAGUACUUGUAUGUAUGUGGGUCGUGAACUUGCAAAGGACAUACUUACACAUCGGUAUUACACGGCGCGUGGGUGGCACAGUGUACAAACAAAGGCCGCAAAAACUGGAGCAGCAGUAGAAAAAUAAGUAUAACGGGGUAUAUAUAAUAAAAGUAACUUUGCAUUGCAAGUGCAGCGACAAUGCAUUGGAAGUGGUGUAAUUGCAAUUACGUUGUGACAUCUUUGAGACCAAAAGUCGCCAUUGACUGAAGUUGCGUUUAAAUAUGAGCAGCUUAUGCUACUAUGCAUACUAUGUACUACGAAACAUGAAUCACGUGAAGAAUAAAAGCAUAAAGCAAAUAAUCCUCCCAAAUUGACUGUGAUAAAAUGAAAAAGGGAUAUGCGUAAAAAAUUAAAUUGAUAUAUGUAUAAAACUAGAAACUGUGUAAACGGGAGAAAAAUGUUAAAUAUUGAAAAUAUAAUUUACAAAUAGGAGUAAUAUAAAUGCAUACCCAAUGUAUCAAAGCUUUAAAAUUCAAUUAUAAUCAGAUAAAUCGCUAUUUAUGUAUAUCAAAAUGGAGCGGACAAGUCGUGAUAGACCGUGUGGGUGGGUAGCAAUUGCGCUGAGCAAGGAAUGGAGUGACAAAUAAAUCAUGUACUGAAAAUCUCUGUCGUCACAUGCUUAUAUCUAUAAGUUGAAAGCUUUAGCAAAGAGGAGUAGAUAACAAAGGAGCAUGUAACUACACUUAAUCUAGUAGUUAUCGGAGUGCUUUAGAUGUAAACAAAACACCAAUUUAUUAUUAACUAAACAAUUUAAAUAAUUUUUAUAUUUAUUAAUAUAUAAUAAGUAUUAGCGUAAAUUUCUUUGAAAUACUUGUUAUGCCGCAAUCCGUAUAAUACAUAUAAGUAAAGUCCUAACAUGCCACAACAAAUAAAACUAUAAUAUGAAGAUAAUCAUGUGACUGGUGUUUUUACUACGAAAACGUCGAAUAACAAAAAUACGAUAACAAAACAACAGACUGCAAGUUUAUAAUAAAAAAUAAACUAUAAAUACAAAUACAUAUGUAAAUAUAUAAGUACAACGUGUGUAAUAAUUGAAAAAUCAAAUCGCACUGUAUUAAUUAAUUAAUCAACAAUUAACCGACGACUUUACUUUGCAGUAGUUUAUGUAGCAUAUUUAAGUUAUGUAUGUACAUAUAUGAAAACAAAAAUAUAUAAUAUAUACAAAUAGGGUUAAACAAACUACAACGGCAUCAACGCAAACAGAAACUGCUUUAAAAAGUCAAACAGUAGAUGAAUAAUGGAAAAUUGUUAAAUUAUGGACUUGGGUGUGUAAAAUCGAUUUCCAAAGAUUUGUUAAAAAAUAAGCUCGAAAAAAAUAACAAUUAUAAACAGCAGCUAAAAAAUAAACACUAAUUGUAAUUACAUUAAAGUAAUUAUAAGAAAGAAGAAUUUAUAUACAUACAAUAUUGUCUUUAAUACGCAGUUAAUAUAAAAUAUUAGGGAAUUUAAUGUGUAGUUUGAAGAUAUUAAAUCAAUACGCGGAAAUAGUAGAAAUUUAAAGAAGAAUCAUAUACAUACAUACAUACAUAUAUAGUGUCGUGUAUACGAAAUAUACAAACUUGUUGAAAAUAUAGACAAUUAUAUACCAGUAUAUGCAUAAGUGUGUGUGACAACGAUUUAUAAUUCUACACCUAUAAAUACAUAUAGAACAAUUAUAUAUGCUACGUUAACGAGUUUAAAUAAUAAUAUAAUCGUGUAUGAAAGAUUACCAAUGGCCACGUAUUCAAUUAAAUAUUAGUAUCGAUUGUCACUAAAACUUCGAAAAUUUAAUUAGCGCAUAGUAAAAUUUAAUGAUAAAUAGCAACAACGUAACUCGUGCAAAUAAUAACAAACAUACUCACAUACAAAAAUACAAAACUUUAGUUAUAACAAACAAUAAGAAUAGAAAUAUUGCCAAAACCACCGCCACUACUCCGAUAUUGCUUAGAAUCGGACAGGAAAGACAUAUGGACAAUCAAAAUCCAAAUACAGAAACGUCAUAGCCUAACAUAUGGUUAUACCGAUUACAUUUACCACAUGACGAGCGGCAAAUGCUCCCCAAAGCAUACCCUUAGCUACUAAAAUAAGUUGUGAAGCAAGCCCACGUAAACACCAAUACUUGGAAAACAAACACUUUUGCUACAAAAACAAAAAAUCAGGGAAAGUGUAUAAACAAAACUGAAGUGUUGCGUUGUUCGGUAAAAAAAAGUGGAUGUUUGCGAGAGAAUAACGAAAGAGGCCACUGAUAGCAAUUGUGAUUUGAAUAAAACAGUGAUAACUGUAAAAACACCACCCCCAUUUUUGUUCAACUAACUGUUAACUAACAGCUAAGCGACUAUUAUUAUAUACUUGUAAAAUACAUUUCUGUUUAACGUUAUUGGAAAUUGAAAGCACGAGAAAACGGAACUUUACAAAAGCUUUAAAACUCCUAUUAGCUUUUAUUUGAGUAAGCAUUUACUACUACAGCACUUUGAAAACUGUGCACAAAAAGCUAAUUCUAUUGUUGUUACGAAGAAAACCUGUUGCUCAAAGUAUAACUAGAAAUUACCGUUGAGUAUUAAAUAGUAUCCCACCAACACCCGUUUAAACAAGUCGUAUAAAUAAGUAGUUAAUGUGAAACACUAAAAAUAUUAAAACAAAAAUUAUUUAAAUAACGUAAUAUUCGUGUGAUGCCUAUCCCCAACACUCCUUCCCAACAAGCAUCCUUUCACUACUACUACUUCGCUUUAUAUUUCGCGCACUACAAGACUCGAAUGUUAUAAGCCACGUGUGUGUCUAGUGUAUUUAUUGAAUAUGUCCCAUAUACCCGACGAUGCCAGCAGUAUGAGUGACGACGUUUUCGAAGAUCCCGAGACCACGCAACGCCGCAUCGAGGAUACGGCACGCUAUCGCGCCAACUAUACAACCAGCGGCAGCGGUUUUGGUGGCGGUGGUAGUAGUGGUAUCGGUUCCAGUCUUGGCGGCAGCAGCAGUAAUGCUUUCAGCACCGGCUAUCCAGGCUAUCGUCCACCAGUUAAAGCAUUACAAAUGUAUGCACUUGAAGACGCCGUUUUUCAUGGUGAUGGUGAUGACGAUGAAUACGAAGAUGGUUGGCGUUCCUAUCGUUACGAUGAAGUAGGCAUGUACUGUCAACCGCCGCAGCCUCCGUUCGAUGACACGAUCAAUCAUAAGACAAUAUUACUUGGCGAUUCCGGUGUUGGUAAAACAUCAUUCCUGGUAAAGUACAAUACGGGCGAGUUUCGUUUAGGUUCCUUUUCUGCGACAGUCGGCAUUGCUUUAACGAACAAAGUUGUGGUUGUGGAUGGCACACGCGUCAAAUUGCAAAUUUGGGACACAGCUGGUCAGGAGCGUUUUCGCAGCGUCACACAUACCUAUUAUCGCGAUGCCCACGCACUUCUACUUUUAUAUGACGUCACCAAUAAAACCACUUACGACAACAUUCGCGCUUGGCUGGGCGAGAUCAGAGAUUAUACUCAGGACGAUGUUGUGAUUGUGCUUAUUGGUAACAAGGCGGACUGCAGCAAUAGUGAACGACAAGUGAAACGUGAGGAUGGCGAACGUCUAGCACGUGAGCACAAUGUCCCCUUUAUGGAAACAUCAGCAAAAACAGGAUUGAAUGUAGAACUUGCUUUCUCCGCUGUGGCUAGGCAAUUGAAGUGUCGCGGCACCUUCAAUGGCGAUGAUGGCAAAUUCAAUGUUCACGAAUACGUACGCGAUAAUACACAAGCACGCACAAUGUGUGCUCAGUGCAAAUCGAUGUAGACAUAGUAGAACUGGGAAUUAUCACAAAUACACCCAUACAUAAUUACUUGCCAAAAAAAAUUAUAAAUUUGAAAAAAAAAACUGAAACAAUUAAAUGUAUAAACUAAUAUUCAAAGCUUUA
Bactrocera oleae (olive fruit fly) is the source of this 4569-nucleotide messenger RNA. RefSeq names its product RAS oncogene family member Rab26 (gene Rab26). Gene Ontology annotation, molecular function: GTP binding; GTPase activity. Gene Ontology annotation, biological process: regulation of exocytosis. Lineage: Eukaryota; Metazoa; Arthropoda; Insecta; Diptera; Tephritidae. The record is from RefSeq and is a predicted model, not a curated record.